UUUAUUGAAACUCUUUAUCCGUUUUCGUAAAAAGUAAUACACGAUUAAUUUUGUCACGAUGACUGAAACAUCUGUGUCUCCCGCUCCCGUUGAAGAGAAGACCGUUGCCAAGGUCGACGCUCCUAAAAAAGCAGCAGCGAAAGCUAGAAAACCAUCGGCUAAGCCAACCCAUCCAAGCACUGCUGAUAUGGUUAAAGCUGCCAUCAAAACUCUUGGUGAACGUGGAGGAUCAUCUCUUCAGGCCAUCAAGAAGUACAUCGCUGCAACCUACAAGGUCGACGUUGAAAAACAAGCGCCGUUCAUCAAGAAAUUCUUGAAGGGAGCCGUCACCAAGGGAACCCUGGUCCAAACCAAAGGAAAAGGUGCUUCUGGAUCAUUCAAACUUGCAGUCGAAAAAGCUGCAUCUAAACCAAAGGCAACUAGUGUGAAAAAAGCUGCACCGAAGAAACCUGCAGCGGCCAAGAAACCAGCAGCCAAGAAAACUCCUGGUGAAGCCAAAUCUUCAGCCAAAAAAGCUGCUGCUCCUAAAAAAGCUGCAGUUAAGAAACCAGCUGCAGCAAAAAAACCAGUAGCUGCUAAAGCACCAGCUAAACCUAAAUCCACUGCACCAAAGGCCAAGAAAGCGGUCAAAGGUCCAACGGCUAAGCCUAAAUCACCUAAACCUAAAAAAGUUGCUGCACCAAAAGCACCUAAAGCUGCAGCUAGGAAAGCACCUGCAGUCAGAAAAUAAAUUUUUAAUCCAUCUACAUAAAUAUUUAAAAAAAAACGGCCCUUUUCAGGGCCAAACAAAUUUUUCAAAACGUAAAAUACUCUUCGAGUUUAUUUCAACGUAGUUUAAGAUAUCGAUAACCCAUAAUAGAGGUGGGUAGUUCCGGACCUGUAUAGUUCCAUGAACUAUGUCUUUUGUCGGAUACGUAUCCGAUCGUUCCUAAAAAUUCACUUUAGUAUACUCACUAGUUCUUUUUUGUCCAUCACUGCCGUCAUCACCAACAAACAGUAAAGCAGCAGAAUAAUUUUUGGUUGAUGAUUUCUUAUGAAACUUUGAGUUGAAUACCAUCAUAAUUCAUUCUCUAUUUAGUAUAAAAUA
Messenger RNA from Microplitis mediator, 1087 nucleotides. Its product is annotated as histone H1-like. The record is from RefSeq and is a predicted model, not a curated record. Gene Ontology annotation, biological process: negative regulation of DNA recombination; nucleosome assembly; chromosome condensation. NCBI's taxonomy places the organism in Eukaryota, Metazoa, Arthropoda, Insecta, Hymenoptera, Braconidae. Gene Ontology annotation, molecular function: double-stranded DNA binding; nucleosomal DNA binding; structural constituent of chromatin. Gene Ontology annotation, cellular component: nucleus; nucleosome. The transcript has a single exon. Bases 59 to 730 code for a protein of 223 amino acids.